AUGGGUGAAAACGUAGCAGAUUAUGCAUCACCUGGAGUUUACCUAGACCAAUCCAAUGAAGGUGCCACCCAGACGUGGCUGAAAGGACCAGAAUUUCUGUGGAAGCCAGAGCGAGAAUGGCCUAAGAGACCAGAUAUCUUUGGUGAUGUACCAAGUGAUGACAAGAAAGUGAAAACAGCACAAAUUUGGCUGUGUUUUUGUCAGAUUUCUGCAUCUCAGACUGUAGAAAAUAAGCUGGAAGAAGUGAUGAACAGAUACUCACAGUUGUACAAGCUACAAAAGACCAUAGCUUGGAUACAAUGUUUUAAGUCUUUACUGCGAAAUCGUGCUGAAGUUAGAACAGGACCUCUAACAGUGGACGAAAUCACUCAAGCGACAAAUGAAAUUGUUGAAAUAGUUCAGAGGAAGGUAUUUCCAAGAGACUUUGCUAAAGAGGUUUUCACUGUAGCUGUCACAACACUCAGUGUGCCACCCUAA
Molecule: messenger RNA, 477 nt
Organism: Lingula anatina
Lineage: Eukaryota; Metazoa; Brachiopoda; Lingulata; Lingulida; Lingulidae
Source: RefSeq, a predicted model, not a curated record